UGCCUAUGUCAUUAGUACAAUAUCAAACAAAUAAUUCAAAACAACAACAAUACUAUAAUAAUAUGGUCAGGCAGGUAGAGCCUUCUGAUGUGCCAACUUCCAAAUUAUCAUAAUUUAAAAACCUUUCCUACUAAUACAAGUAAACUAAAUAAGUUGGGAUUCCAUUUGGAAGUCUAUCAAACAUCAACCUGCUCAGUUCAUAAAAUUAGACUGAAAAUUCCAACCACCGGUUUUAUUACCAGUUGAAAUAAGCAUGGUUCUAUCAGAUCCUGGCAACCCUUCUCUCUCUUUUUCUCUCUAUCUUUUGUGCAGAGCUGAAGUGGGAUUUUCAUGAAGUCCAAAGGCUUGGAUCUUACCAAUGGGAGGACUGGAGCAUUUACAUUAUUUUCUGUUUUUAAGUUUAUUGUUCUCUCCUCUGUUGCAUUCGUCUUCCUCAAUAUCUCCCUCCCUCUCUAUACCAUCGUUUCAACUCGUUAUAACUUCAGCAUAAAGCAACCAAUCCUCAAGUUUGCUUCUUCUUCUUCUACUUCGAACUCUGUUUCAUUUCCUAUAUAUCAAUCUAACUAUUCUAAUAACACAAGACAAGGAGCUUCUUCAACAACACCUUCUGCAAAGCCCUCAGCCAAUUCUAACUCCAUAUCUUCUCUGCUUCUUCUUCAAUCACCAACUGUUAAAUUAGUACAGAAUUCUUCUGCGGCUGCUUCAUUUUCUAAUGACAAAUUGAAUUCUUCGGUUAAAAAGCAAAUUGGGAGGCAGAGGAUAUUGCAGAAGGGAUGUGAUUUAUCUAAAGGGGAAUGGGUGCAAGAUCCAAAUGCGCCAUACUAUACGAAUUCAACUUGUUGGAUGAUACAGGAGCAUCAGAACUGCAUCAAAUUUGGAAGGCCCAACUUGGAUUUUCUCAAGUGGAGGUGGAAGCCGGAUGGCUGCGAGCUUCCGCUGCUUGAUCCGGCCCAGUUCUUGGAGAAGAUGAGGGGGAAGAUUUUGGCCUUCGUUGGAGACUCGUUGGCUAGAAAUCAAAUGCAGUCUUUGAUGUGCCUUUUGUCCAGGGCGGAGUUCCCAAAAGAGAUGCCAUCAACAGAGGAGAACCAAACACGCAUGUUCUACGAAAGCCACAACUUCACCAUCUGGUUCUUCUGGUCUCCCUUCCUGGUUCGUGCAGCCCAAUCCAACCACACCCUGCACAGCUUCCCUUCAUGGAAUCUCUACCUCGACGAGCCCGACCCGCUAUGGCCUUCCCUCCUCCCCAACUUCAACUUCGUCGUCCUCAACUCCGGCAACUGGUACACCCGCCCCUCCCUCUUCCACCUCAACCGCACCCUCGUCGGCUGCCACUACUGCCCCAUACCCAACCCACCUUACAUGAGCCUGCGCCGCGCCCAUCGCCACGCCUUUCGCACCGCACUCAACACCGUCGCCGCCGCCCGCCGGCGAGGCUUCAAAGGCCUCACCGUCGUGCGGACGGUCUCUCCGUCGCACUUCGAGGGAGGAGAGUGGGACAAGGGAGGUGAUUGUGCGCGCACGAAGCCGUUUCGUGGGGGCGAGGAGGCGCCGAGGCUGGAGGGAUUGGAGAAGGAGAUGUAUGAGGAGCAGUUGAAGGAGUUUUGGAAGGCGAAGUGGGAGGGGAGUGAGGUAGGGUUGGAGUUUAGGCUUUUGGAUGCCACUAAGGCUAUGCUGAUGAGGGCGGAUGGGCAUCCGAGCAAGCACGGCCACUCCGCCAAUGAGGUGAUGGUUAUGUAUAAUGAUUGCGUGCAUUGGUGUCUUCCGGGGCCUGUGGAUAUGUGGAAUGAUUUCUUGUUUCAAAUUAUUGAUAUGUGA
Phalaenopsis equestris is the source of this 1815-nucleotide messenger RNA. Its product is annotated as protein trichome birefringence-like 19. The coding region runs from base 331 to 1815 and encodes 494 amino acids. The record is from RefSeq and is a predicted model, not a curated record. The transcript is spliced from 2 exons. Gene Ontology annotation, cellular component: Golgi apparatus. Gene Ontology annotation, molecular function: O-acetyltransferase activity. Lineage: Eukaryota; Viridiplantae; Streptophyta; Magnoliopsida; Asparagales; Orchidaceae.